AUGCUGGGGAAUGGCUCGCUGCGGAACUGCUGCGAGCUGGGCGGGCGAGGGGGCUUCGGCUUGGCGGGGCGGGAGGCGGCGGCCCGGCGGCCGGCCUGGGUGUGCCCGGCGCUGUCCAGCGUGCUGAUCUUCACCACCGUGGUGGACAUCGUGGGCAACCUGCUGGUCGUCGUCUCGGUCUUCAAGAACCGCAAGCUCCGGAACUCAGGUAAUGCAUUUGUGGUUAGCCUGGCAUUGGCAGACCUGGUGGUGGCCUUGUAUCCAUAUCCACUGGUGCUCUUAGCCAUUUUCCACAAUGGAUGGUCCUUGGGCGAAAUGCACUGUAAACUGAGUGGCUUUGUGAUGGGACUAAGUGUAAUAGGUUCCAUUUUCAACAUUGCUGCAAUUGCAAUAAACAGAUACUGUUACAUAUGCCAUAGCUUUGCUUAUGACAAAGUGUAUACCUGGUGGAACACAAUGCUAUACGUCUGCCUAAUUUGGGCGUUAACAGUUGUUGCAAUCGUGCCAAAUUUUUUCGUUGGCUCUUUAGAGUAUGAUCCGCGCAUCUAUUCAUGCACUUUUGUUCAGACUGCUAGCUCCUAUUACACCAUCGCUGUUGUCAUAAUUCAUUUCAUAGUACCUAUCACUAUUGUGAGCUUCUGCUACUUUCGGAUUUGGAUCUUAGUGAUUCAAGUAAGAAGAAGAGUCAAAUCAGAAAUAAAACCAAGACUGAAGCCGAGUGACUUCAGAAACUUUCUCACAAUGUUUGUGGUUUUCGUGAUCUUUGCCUUUUGUUGGGCACCACUAAACUUAAUUGGAUUAGCUGUAGCUAUCAAUCCUUUGGAAAUGGCACCAAAAAUUCCUGAGUGGUUGUUCGUCGUAAGCUAUUUCAUGGCCUACUUCAACAGUUGCCUUAACGCAAUAAUAUACGGACUUCUUAACCAGAAUUUUCGGAAAGAAUAUAAACGAAUCCUAAUGUCACUGUGGAAGCCAAAGCUUUUCUUUCAGGACACAUCCAAAGGGGGGACUGAAGGUCAGAAGAGCAAGCCUUCUCCUGUUUUAAACAACAAUGACCAAAUCAAAACUGAUACCUUGUAA
Messenger RNA from Gopherus evgoodei (Goodes thornscrub tortoise), 1077 nucleotides. RefSeq names its product melatonin receptor 1B (gene MTNR1B). Gene Ontology annotation, molecular function: melatonin receptor activity. The transcript is spliced from 2 exons. Gene Ontology annotation, cellular component: membrane. The record is from RefSeq and is a predicted model, not a curated record. Gene Ontology annotation, biological process: G protein-coupled receptor signaling pathway. NCBI's taxonomy places the organism in Eukaryota, Metazoa, Chordata, Testudines, Testudinidae. Bases 1 to 1077 code for a protein of 358 amino acids.